Messenger RNA from Polistes canadensis, 1366 nucleotides. RefSeq names its product homologous-pairing protein 2 homolog. Gene Ontology annotation, biological process: meiotic strand invasion involved in reciprocal meiotic recombination; homologous chromosome pairing at meiosis; meiotic joint molecule formation. Gene Ontology annotation, molecular function: recombinase activator activity; double-stranded DNA binding. Gene Ontology annotation, cellular component: condensed nuclear chromosome; DNA recombinase auxiliary factor complex. Bases 70 to 675 code for a protein of 201 amino acids. Lineage: Eukaryota; Metazoa; Arthropoda; Insecta; Hymenoptera; Vespidae. The record is from RefSeq and is a predicted model, not a curated record. The transcript is spliced from 2 exons.
GAGAGGGAGACUUCGUUCCCUCUAGUUCAUUUUUUGCCCAAACGGGUUGUAAACAGUGGUAAAAAAAUAAUGGCUAUGGAUACCGUAUACAAACAUUUAAAAAUUCGAAACAGACCUUACAGCGUGAACGAUAUAGUGUUGAAUUUACAUAACGAAUUUGGAAAGUCUGCCGUUCAAAAAGCUAUAGAUCACUUACUCGCGGAAGGAAAGAUUUUUGAAAAAGUAUAUGGAAAGCAAAAAGUUUAUUGCGUCGUUCAAGACUCGACCAAGGAUAUAGAAGAAUUAAUGAGAAUCGAUAAGGAAUUACAAGUGCAUGCAAACGAAGUAGAAACUAGGUAUCAAGAUCUUGAGAAAAAGAUAAAAACUCAAGAAACUUUGUUGACAUCAUUAAAGUCAUCUGUCACUCUCGAAGAAGCACGCCGAGAAAAAGUCUUGCUCGAAGAAAGUAUUGAAGUUUUAGCCAACAAGUUAGAUAUACUUCUCGCAUCUACCGGAAGUACGGAUUUAACCGAAACGAAAAGAAAAACGGAAUCUUCCUUAGACGAAUAUUCUCGUGAAUAUCUUAAACGUAAAAGAUUAUGUACAGAAUUAAUAGACUGCAUUCUGGAAAAUUAUCCUGGUACUAAAAGUGAAUUAUACGAUGAAAUAGGUAUAGAUCCAAUGAUUAUUAAGUAAUAAGACUAAUCAAAUAUAAUUAUAUUUUUUGUUAUCAUGGGGGAUAAGGAUACAAAGGCACGACAAUUCAUUGUGUGCUCUUAAAGCGUCAUCUUCCAUUAGCCAAAUAAUUUGACAAUCUGUUGAAGCUUAAAUAAUGGGUCGAAAUGUUUAGACCAGGAUUUUUUAUCGUUGGAUUUCAUAUAAGAUCCUUCCAGGACGCAUUUACCGUUGAGACAAAACUGAAAAGAACAAAUAAUUAAUUAUAAGAAACUAAUUAGUCUAAUGUGUUAUACACUUACAACUCCAUUUCCGCAAGGAGAACCUUCGGCUGCUGGAGCUAUAGCUGUACACGCUCUCAUAGUUCCUGGUACUAGACAAUCUAAUCUAAUGCAGGCAGUAUGAUCGGUCUAAAAAAAUAUCAAUAUUCGAAUGUAUUUAACUAGUUAUGCUCAUAUCUAUAUACAUAUAUUUUUGACAACUUACAUUACACGCUCUUGUUCCUUGUCCGUGCACUUUUUUACAUUGAUAAUCGAGCGACAUUAAUUUGCCAGGUAGAAUUCGUGGUAACGCACGACCUCUGACGGGUUUAUUAUAAAGACAUUUUGCUCUUUCUUCGCUGUAAUAAUAAUACUCUUAGAUAUGUUACGAAUAGGAUAUGAAAUGUAAAAUAGGAAAGCUUACUUAAGGAAUGUAUAAAAUGCUUGUAUAG